Molecule: messenger RNA, 987 nt
Organism: Moneuplotes crassus
Lineage: Eukaryota; Ciliophora; Spirotrichea; Euplotida; Euplotidae
Source: the annotation of a GenBank genome assembly
UUCAGGGUAUCUUCUCCCUCCUCAUUGUCUCUUUUACCUUAUUGAAGCAGGUAAUGUGAGGAAAUGUGCAAGCCUUUAAUUGUGGACAGUUAUGGGAUUACAAUAGUGACACUGAUGCAAAGAUUGCUCUUGAAAAAGCAAUACAAAACAAGGAAAGAAUUGGGCUCGGAUGUAUAUCUACACUGAUAGAUAAAUAAUUUCUAUAGCUCGGCCGAAUAUCUCUUCAACACAUACUAUAAGAAGAGGAAUCUUUCUCAGAAAGCCAUCUACGAGUUUAGGAGCGCUAUGAAAAACACUUCUAAACAUAUGGAUGAACUUGAGAAAUUAGGGAUGAGACAGAAAACUCAUUAUCUAGAAAGAUCUCCUCCCACAAAGUGGGCACAAAGCUUGGAUGAAAUCGAAAUAGAGGUUAAAUUCAGCCUAAGACAUGGAGUCCCUGGCUGUAUUAAUGCAUACGACCUAAACAUUAACAUGACAAGAGACUCUUUAUAUCUCUCUGCCUUCUGUAUCGAAGGAGGAAUCAAGAUGAAAUAUGUCCUUGAUAUUAAACUCUGGGGAACUAUUGAUCCAGAAGAGUCAGAGUGGGAGAAGCUUGGAGUUGGAGAGAUUAGUAUCACAUUGGCCAAAGAUCCAACUCCAGCAAGAUGGCUCACUCUUUGUUUAGAUGAAAAACCUGAUAACCUCGUUCUUUGGUUUGAAAAGCAUCAAAUGCAUGCUUAUAGGCUGGAAGAGUUCGAAGAUGAUGAGUUUGAUGAAUAUGAAGGCUGGGAUAUAGAAAACGACGAAGAUGAUGAAGAAGAGGACAGAAUAAAAUCACAAAAAGCCAAAAAGUUGAAGGCAGAAGUCAAAGAAGAGAAAAAGACAAAAACUAAAACUAAAAAGAAGGCUUCAAAGAAGAGUAAAAAGUCUAAAAAAUCUAAAAAAUCGAAUAAAUCCAAAAAGAGCAAAAAGACUAAAAAGACCAAAAAACUUAAAAAGAAUGCUUAA